Aedes aegypti (yellow fever mosquito) is the source of this 6704-nucleotide messenger RNA. It is a transcript of the gene tud, whose product is annotated as maternal protein tudor. The record is from RefSeq and is a predicted model, not a curated record. Lineage: Eukaryota; Metazoa; Arthropoda; Insecta; Diptera; Culicidae. The transcript is spliced from 8 exons. Bases 367 to 5976 code for a protein of 1869 amino acids.
AUCCGACUUCGAUUUCUCUCGCUCCGCGAAGCUUUUGUUUCGUUCUUCAUUCCAUUUGUUGCAUUCUGUGUGGUUAGAUCGCGAAAUUCCUUUACUCUUCCAUAUCAUCAAUCGGAUGGUGUUUUUUUAGGUUAUUAGAGGUGCGAGAAAUCGGUGAAAAGUUGCAGUUUUUGCAGUGCGUUACUUUUGCGGUGAUAAAACUCGAUACUUGGCAGCUUUUCCAGUACGAAAUAAAUAAUAGUGUACUUAUAAACAAUUCCUUUUGAUUAAGGAAAAUGUUUUAUUAGUUCCAAUUAGCAAACGAACGAAACAUUUAAUUCAUAAAAUACUCGAUUAUUUCUCGGUCAAUUCGGAGAGGCAAUCAUCAUGAACACAGCUGGUCGCUUCCAGUCGGCAAAGAAUCUUCAGCCGGCUCGAUCCUUGCGCACUCCGGCUCAGAACCGUAACGGCCCGGGAAACUACGGCUUGCCCUUGGAACAGAACAAUCCAUACCAACAGAACAACAACUGGCAGCAGAACAAUCUCAGCGGUGGCCAAGGCUUUGGUGGUUAUCAUAUCAGCAAUAACAACAACAAUAACGGAUACCGAACGCCAUCGGUGGCUUCAUCUCCAUCGUCGACAAAUGGUUUCAAAGGAAACAAUGGAUUCAACAAUAACAACAACGGAAAUGGCAACGGUUUCCACGGCUCGAAAGGUCAUGGCCAACGACGUCACGAUGUGCUGCGUUCGCCAAAUACAAGCAUGGACAGCAAUUGCAGCACGGCAAGCAGUGGCAGCAGUGUCAAAGAAAUCCCAACCAUUGUCACUUUCAGUUCUACCACGUUGGCCGUCGGAACGGUUCAUGAGGUCUACAUCUCGUACGUUGAAAAUGGACCCAAACUGUUCACGGUGCAGUUGAAGGCCAAGGAAAAUUCGCUCAAUCAGAUGAUGGCAGCACUGGAACGAAUCCCGUUACGCAAUCUCACCCGCAAGCCAACGCUGGGAAUGGCCUGCAUCGCUCGUUUCUCUGAGGAUCGUGUUCUGUACCGAGCACUGAUCAUGGGCAUCAAUAUCGAUUCUUGCCUUGUGUCGUAUGUCGACUAUGGAAACACGGAGACCGUCGACUUCAAGAACCUGUACGAGAUUCCCCAGGAACUCCUCAAGCAUAAGGUUUUCUCGAUGCGUUUUACUUUGUCGAAGGUGAAGAGCCUGGAGGAUUCUAAUGCCGAUAUCGCUGGAUUGUUCUCCUCACUGGUGAUGGACAAAGUCCUCAACUUGAAGGUGAUGCCACUCGAAGGGCCAGCGUUUGUGCAGUAUUGCGAGCUGUACGACAACAAAGAGAACGUCUUUGAAAAACUGUUCAACUUAUGCAAGUCAAAACCGCUGAAAUACCCAGCGGGUAUCACACUGGAUCGUGGCAGCAGCUGUAUGAUCAUCAUUCGUUUCAUCGAAUCGUGCCGACAAUUCUACAUCCAACUACUGGAGAGCGUUGAGCGUUUCGACAAACUGAUGGACCAAUUGGCCGAGUGUUGCCGCAAGAGCUCAACGUUCAACGCGCUGAACGUUGGAGAUUGCUGCGCCGCCUGUCUGAGUGACGUUGAGUGCUAUCGAGCGGAGGUGGUCAGCGUGGCUAGCAGUAAGGUGAAGGUUCGCCUGGUCGAUUACGGUAACACCAUCACGUUGGAAAAGAAUCAGAUUAAACGGCUUCCUCCCAAGUUCGUCGACGAGCAACCGCAGGUCGUUGAAUGCUGCUUGGAAGGAUUCCAGGAAAUCAGCGACGAUAACCUUUCCACCGCCCAGCUAGAGAUGCUCGCCGAGAACGAAAGUGGUGACCGGAAGCAGUUCCGAAUGGUUGUCGCGGAUGUUUCCAACGGUGUCGCCAUAGUGACAUUGCUUGACGAAGCUGCCUCUCCCCCACUGAACAUUUCGAAACGGUUGCUCAAGUUGUACAAUCCGGCCAAGUUCAUAAAAGAGCAGCAAGCUCAACAGCUGAAAAUGAAUUCUGCCGCGGCCAGCAAACCCCAGCAAGUGUUGUAUACGCCUCCUCCAGUGGCGGUGCAUCAGGCACCGGUAACGAUCCCCCAAGCUCCCCCUCCACAUUCAAACAAUCCAUUCCAUUCCACAUCGAUCAUAUCGGAAGUUCCGAAUCUGUCGCAAACCAGCCCAUCGCGAAUGGGAGAGAGCGAAGUUAUCGAUCUGACCAACGAUGAGUGGCCUGGGGCCAACGCCCAGCCACUUGGCCAUCAUAGCUCCGGUUAUGAACAGCAACACAGCUACCAGAGCCAGAGCAACACCGGAAACAACAGAUACCGAUCAGGGGCAGAUGCUGGAGGUGGUCGUGGACCACGUGAUAGCCACAGCAGCACAAAUCGCGAUCUCAGCCAAAGCAGCGCCAGCUCUUACGGUGGCAACAACAAAAAGGAGCGCUUCCAACGACCAGACAUUCCACGGUUCACCAAAGAAAGGAACCAGACCCCGUACUACAUUGAACAUGACGAUCGGUGCGAGACCAACAAUAACUACGAGCAACAGGACAAAGGUCGUGGAGGACGAGAAAAGGCAGCUGCGGGCCAACGGAACAAUCGUUACAGCGGAAGCGAUUCCGGAUUCAAUACCCAAUCCGGAGACAGAGGCAACUUCUCACAGGAAAGCUGGAAGUCUUCCUCAACGAGCAUCGAUUGCGCAGAGGAUUACGUUCCGUAUGAUUACGCGUUGACCGAGCAGGUGAUCCCCAUGAAUACCAAAGUCGACAUCAAGCUGAGCUGGUGGGUGUCACCGGAGGAAUUCUACGUCCGCAUGAAGGACGAGGAAGUCAAGUUCGAGGACAUGAUGAAGCAAAUCCAGAAAUACUAUCGCAAUAAACCAUCCACCAGCGAUGUUCCGCCGGUAGGAUCGACUGUGAUCGCCCGCUAUCAGAAGCACAACACACUCUACCGGGCAAAGGUGAUCAAGUACAACGAAAUGCUCGGUAAAUUCAAGGUCGAGCUGGUCGACUGUGGAAUCCGGGCCAUCGUGACGGGGUCUGAACUGUGGAAACUCGAACGACGCUUUGUAAAGCUUCCACAGCUUGCCAUUCAGUGCACGUUAGCCAACAUCAAGAUCAACUGUGAACCCAAAGAGCUGCAGAAUAAAAUCGAUCGCUACAUCAGCAACGAGCAACCGAUCGGCUGCGUUUUCCUGGACAAAAGCGAAAAUAAGUACCUGUGCGACGUGGAAACACAAGGAACGGAUCUCAAGAUGGCCCUGCUGAAGGACAACCUGGUGGCGCAGAUACUGACCGAUGUCGAUCUCAACCGGUUGAAGGGUCAAACUUUGAAGCUGAAGCUGGUCGAGAUGAAAUCACUCGAUCAGUUCCGGGUGAAGCUGCAGGGCAACGAUGCGAUUCUCAACUGUCGGCACGUGGAGCACGGAGCGUACCAGGCCGUCGUCGAAGAAAUCCAAUCGAAAUGGCUCGAUCAGUACUGCUUCGGGCACAUCGAAGAUGUAUCAAGCGAUGAGAGGUUGAUACUGACGCUGCUGAUCCCACCGCUGUCCAACCAAGCGGUACCUACCAUCGUCGACAUGCCCAUCCUGCAGAGCAAGUUCACCGUCACAGUGCCGUACGUUUACGAAGUGAACUGUGUCUACGUCCAGAACACCAAGUGGGCCGAUGAAGUGGGAAAGCUGCUGGACGACAUGUUCGAUUACUACGAAAAGAGCGGAACCGUCAUCACGAAUCUGCAGAUGAACGAGCUGUGCGCUUCCAAGUCGAGCGACGGCAAUUGGUACCGGUCGAAGAUAACUUGCCUACAGGAGAUCGAUAACAUUGAGGUGUUGUUUGUGGACUACGGUAACCGGGAGAGGGUCAAACACGAGGAUCUGAAAGUUUUGGAAGCGCAGUUCCAAGAGUACAGUGCAUUCGCCCAUAAGGUUUACCUGCCGAUGGCCUGCUUGAACGAAGGCGAGGACGAUAAGCUCAAGGUGGAGAUCGCCAAUCUGACGGGGCAGUUCGAGAUGGAGCUGAAGGUGUUGGACUUCCGGAACGACAUCUGGAUCGUGGACAUUGCGCACAACGAUUACAGCAUCGUGCAAGCGUUGAAGGACAAGCAGCUGGUGAAGGAUCUGGACCAUGAGGAAAUUGUCAACCGGAAGACGGCGGUGCUGAAUGAAAGUAUGGAGAUGGGCUCGGCGGAUAAACCGGAGGAGGCCGACAAGGAGGGGGAGCAGAAGUACCAAAAGUUGGAAGGCUUUGUGAGCCAUGUGGACAACCCGAAUCAGUUGUUCAUUCAGAUGAAAGCGGAUCUGGAUGAUUUGGACCAGUUGCAAGAGAACUUACAGAUAAUUUCACAAGCCCUACCUGGAUUGAAGGACUUCUCGGUAGACAGGUACUGCAUUGCUCCUUACUCGGCGGAUGAUAUGUGGUACCGGGCGAAGAUCAUCGACAGCCACGAUGAUUUGAUUAUCCAGUUUGUAGACUAUGGCAAUACCGAUGUGAUAACUAGCAAUAAGAAACAUGAACUGAAGGACGUUAACGAUAGUCUGAUGAAGUUUAAAGUCUACGCCAAGCAGUGUUCGUUGUUGGUGGGGCCUGCUGCUGGAAAGGGAUGGAGCGAAGAGGCCAGCAGCAUUUUGCGCGAUCUAGAGUACGUAGAUGUGCAGUUUUUAGUUGAAUGCCGCGGAAUCAACUACAUCAAUCUGAAAUGUAACGAUCGGGAUCUUGCGGAGGAACUGAUUGCGAAAAAUCUAGCCGAGCGAAUGCAAUAUGUUCCGUCGGAGCAACGCUGCUUCACCAGUCAUAUUGAAUCGAUUCAGGAGUUCUACCUGCAGCUCGAACGGGACAUUAAUCCCCUGGACGUGAUGGCAGACUACAUGGCCAAGUUCGAAGAGUUCGCUUGUGUUCAAAACCCAGCCGUCGGCUCGAUCUACGUUGCCGAGUUCCCGGAUGAUAAUCUCUGGUAUCGCGCCAAGAUCCUCCAGGUCCUGGACGGUCCAUCGUUUGAGGUUUUCUUCAUUGACUAUGGAAAUACAUCGGUCGUCACCAACGUUCGAGAACUGGAGGCCUCUAUCGCUGAACUGCCUCCCCUCUGCACCAAAUGUAUCCUCAGACUGCCGGACGGUGUCAAGAGCUGGUCGGACGAAGCCGAAAUCAAGUUCAAGGAAAUCGCUGCAAUGGGUGAGACUGUCUUCACGGUUAAGCUGCACAACCCCGGACUAGCGGCCACUGUUGAACUGUUCCUCGGAGACCAGAAUAUCAAUGAUCAGCUGUUGGACCUGUGCGAGAAGGGUGCGGCCAAUGUUAUGAACUCCAGCUUCUACCUGAACGAAGAGAAAACAGUCGACAACAGCUUCCCUCAGGAGGGAUUCGUCCACGUCAGCCAUGUGAACUCACCGGCAGAUUUCUACAUUCAGUUUAAAAACUCUCAUGAUGCGCUCAAAAACAUGGAAGAACUUCUGAUGAUCAAGGCAGCUCAAAGCGAACGCCUCAUGGGGGACGACGUUUCGGAAGGAAUGCUCUGUUUGGCCUAUUCCAAAUCCUACGACAAGUUCCAUCGAGCUCAGGUCAUUUCGAAAGAAAACCACCAGUACAAGGUCCAUUUGCUGGACCACGGUUCUGAUGGGUUCUCCACCGAUCUCCGACAGAUGCCCGACGGCAGCAAAGAAAUGCCCAGCCUGGCCAAACGAUGCUGUCUCGAAACUUACUCGCCGGAAAAUGGUGAAGUGCUGAAAGUGGUCCAGAAGCGUUUCCUAGAACUGGUAGAUUCCGGCCGGACACCAUUCUCCUUCGAAAUUGUACGCAACGACGUUGAGCCGAAUAUCGUACGCCUUUUCACCGAAGACGGCCGAAAUGUGGAGGACUUGCUGGAACUGCAGGAAGGAGACAGCGAUAGCUUUGCAAUGCCAACGGUAGCGGCAGCCCUUCCUCCGCCAGCGCCUUCCGACCUAAUCAAAACGUCCCAACGCGCUAAACCGAAGCAGGCCUUCUACCGCGCGAAAAGCGACCUGGACUUUGACCAGUAAGCGAACCAAACAUUUACCAGAGAUUGUUGACCAAACAGAAAAAGUUAUUAACGAAAAAACCCAAAAAAAAACUAUUAUUUAUCGAAUUUUGUUAGCCAAUAAGUAACGAACGAUUAUGUUGCUUCACCCUGUUUUUUGAAUUGGUUGUUUUCAUUAAGUUUGUCAUCUUUUAUUUUCACACUUGAAUAGUUUUUAUUUCCGGUUUUAAUCAGCACUCAAUUUGUUAACCAUUUCUAAUUACUCACACACAUACAAAAUACACAAAAUGUAUCGAAAGACGUCCAAAUAAAAAAAAAUAAAAUAGGAACACGAACCAGCCUUAGCUUUGUGAAGCAAAAAACACUCACAAGAGGCCUUACUUAUUAAAUAUACUCUCAAACAAACACCAGUGUUAACCGAACUGAUCUUAUGAUUUCCUAGCCCCUAGCAAAUAAUGUUAGAUGUCUUCAUCGGGACUACCUGAAGAAUUAUAGAAAGAGUAAUAUGAUUUCCUCUUCCAUUAGUAAAGUAGACAAAACGAAAACUCAGACAAGCAAUACAAAGAUGGUUUUUUAUGUAAUGGAAACUAACAUGCAAUGCAUAAUACACCUUAUCUGUUAAAUAAACAGUCCUCUUAAUCGAAACAAAACAUAUUUAUUGUAUUUAAUAGUCACUAGGAGAAAUGGACUUAUUUAAAGCGAACGAGCACGAAGAGGAGUAAUAAAUUAUAUCAUGUUUUUGUAAUCAAA